CCCAAUUCGGUAUAUAUGGAGGUCUUACUGAAGUAUGUACAAGUUCCAAUCAAUAGUAUACAAGUCAAUACAACAUCAUUAGUCUGCAUUUGGGGUUUUCAGUAAGGAGUUAAUUCAAACAAAUAUAACACACACAUUCCCUCUCUCUCUCUCUCUCUCUCUCUCAUACACACUUAUGUUUGACAAGCCAUUUUCAGGAAAAACCUAGCUUUACCAUUUCUCUUCUCUCUUUCUCUGUAACCCACCUCCAUUUUUGUCUCAAGCUCCAACUUUUUUCUUCAGAAAAAUGAUUACAGCGAUAUGGGUUUCUCUUGGGGUUUUAUCAAACAAGAUUUCUUUUAGCUAAAGCUCACCCAGAUCUUCAAAAUCGAAAUGUGUUUGUUUCCUCCUUUAAAAAUCAACACUUUCUUGAACUCCCUCUGAAAACCUCAAAGAAAGAUACCUUUUUUACGCAAUCUUCUACCAAAAAUCUGUAAAACCCUUCGUUCAUUUCUUCUAAAAACCAUUCCUUCAAUUUUUUUUUCGGGGGUUUAUAUUUAUAAUGGGGUGCGUUGCUACAAAGUUAGAAGAAGAAGAGGAAGUGGUGUCUAUUUGUAGAGAGAGAAAGCAUUUCUUGAAGUUAGCCGUAGAGAAAAGGUACGCGCUUGCAGAAGCUCAUUUUAGGUACUGUCAAUCAGUUUAUGGCGUUUCAGCAGCCAUACGACUUUUUGUUGCCAGACAUUCUUCAUCUUCUUCGCCAUUUCUCAUCACUUUUCCACCACCAUCUCCUCCUAAAGAAAACAAGGUUGUUUCAAACCCUUUGUUUCUUCAACAAAACCCUCCUGAAGAACCCAUCAAAAAGAAUAAAGAUGCCACUGCAUGUGCGUCUGGUUCAUGUUCUUGCUCCUCCUCUUCAACGUCUUCAGAAGAAGACGAAGAGAGAGAAGAUAAGUUUAAAAGAGAGAGGGAGGUAGAGAGAGAAAGAGAACAAGUAGAGAGUUGUGGGUAUUUUUAUAUGGGAAUGCAAAUGCCGAUGCAUAUGCAUAUGCCUCCUCCAGUUUCAAAUAUUCCAUCGAUGCCAUCACCACAGAGGGAGUUUGGGUGGGAUUUCUUUGACCCUUUUGUGACGAUGAGGCCAGAGGUCAUCAGUGCGUAUAAUCGUAAUUCUGAUGAUGAUUUGAGGGUAGUUAGGGAAGAAGAAGGGAUACCAGAGCUUGAAGAAGAAGUUGAGAGAGUGGAUGAAGUGAAAAACAAGGUGGUGAGGAGUGAAGAAAAGAAAGAGGAAAGUUGUGGGGGUGAAGUUCUAGGGUCCACAGUGGACUGUGCUAACGUGAGCCAGGGUGAAGCUCAGAAGGGUUUAACAGUCAUUGAUACACCAGAAAGUGGAAGAGAGUUGUUGGAAGCAUUGAAAGAUAUUGAAGACUAUUUUAUACGGAUUUAUGAUUCUGGAAAAGGUGUAUCCAAGAUGUUGGAAUCUAACAGGAUCCAAUCACAAUCUGGGUUAGAGGAAAUAAAAGAAAACUCAACUAAACUCAUUCAAGCAAUCGCACACAGAUCAACAUCCUAUCGAUUAACAACAUGUAAGAGUCUUGUAGCAUCAAAUUCUAAAACGGCUUCUACAUGGACAGAAUUCAAUAAUGAUCUCUUUGAUGAUGGAGGGGGAAUGAAUUCAGGAAGCCAUACAUUAACAUUAGGAAGACUUUAUGCUUGGGAGAAGAAGCUAUAUGAAGAAGUCAAGGCGGGAGACAACACUCGGAAAUUAUACGAGAGAAAAUGCAGCCAAUUGAGGAAUCAAGAUGUGAAGGGGGAUGAGGGAGUUUCAAUAGACAAAACACGAGCUGCAGUUAAAGAUUUGUAUAGCAGGAUUUUGGUUGCAAUUCGAAGUGCUGAAUCAAUCUCUGAAAGAAUCGAGAAACUCAGAGAUGAAGAAUUGCAGCCUCAAAUCAUUGAACUCUUACACGGCAUGAUGAACAUGUGGAAGGUUAUGUUGGAAUCACAUGAAAUUCAAAACAAGAUCAUGAAUGAAGUCAAACUAUUCACUUGUCCAACGUAUGGAAAAUUCUCAAACAACACUCAUCGUCUUGCAACCCUACAGCUGGAGGCUGAGCUUCAAAACUGGAGGACAUGCUUCAGAGAAUAUCUCACUGCACAAAAACAAUACGUUGGAGCUCUUUAUAGUUGGCUUUCAAAGUUCAUAGUACCUGAAAUAGAAUUCUACUCAAAAAGCCGAAACACAUCUCAACCUUUUCAAACAAUAAAUGGGCCUCGAUUGCUAAUGAUUUGCCAAGAUUGGUUUAAUUUGAUGGAUAAAUUGCCUGAUAAAUCGGUUUACUUUGCCAUGAAAAGCUUCUCAAAAGAUUUACACUCUUUGUGGACGCAACAAGGAAAGGAACAAGACCAGAAGAGGAAAAUCGAUAGUUUGUCAAAAGAACUCGAUCGCAAGAUUCUUGCUUUUCAGAAGACUGAAAAUCGGGUUUUUGAGCCGAAUCUUGAACUAUGUGAGAUUGGGGUUGAUCAUCGGGCAGAUUAUUUGAAAGAAAGGAAGGAUUUUUUAGAUGGGUUUAGGGCAAAAGUGGAAUUAGAGAGAGGAAAACAUCAAAGUUGUAUGCAAGAAACUCAGAGGAUCACAUUGAAUGGAUUCCAAACGGGAUUUUGUCGGGUUUUUGAGGCGUCAAUUGAGUUCUCAAAAGGGUCGAUAAAGAUGUAUAAUGAUCUUGUUGGCUCUUCUCAGGAAGAAGAUGAGAGUAGGAGAUGACAGGUUUUUUUAUUUAUUGAUUAAUGGUUUGUUUAGUGGUGAUUGUUGUACAUUAGAUUGUGAUCGAAGCUGCUUGCUGAGAUAACAUUGGUUUAGACUUUAGAUGAUUAGUUGGAUUUGUUUAAGGUGAUCAAGAAGUGGUUUUUUCUUCUUGAUUUGAUUAGGG
Lactuca virosa is the source of this 2900-nucleotide messenger RNA. The record is from the annotation of a GenBank genome assembly. Lineage: Eukaryota; Viridiplantae; Streptophyta; Magnoliopsida; Asterales; Asteraceae.